AUGGGAUCAAGUUGUAAAUCAAAACCAUAGCGUAAUAAUCAUAUUCAUUACAACACAUAAUUGUGUACCUUUGCACAACUAGAAAAACCAAUAGUGUAACAAUAUUCUGAAGAUGAAAUUGUAUAGGGUUCAAUUUCUUCAUGUGAUUACGAAAAAGAGAGAAGUGAUUCUAAAUCAAUAGUUUUGCGUUCUCCAGAUGUUUCUUUGAAUUCUCCAACCUAAAAUGAUUCAGCAGUAAUAUCAAGAUUGCACAUAACAUCGGAUGAUUUUGUAAAACUACGGAAUUAGAACUACUUAGAUUAUUAUUCGAAUGAGAAGUUAUUGGGAGUAGGCAGUUAUGGAAAAGUGUAUUUGUUGAGGAAUAAAUUUACAAGUAGAGUUAUGUUUAAUUUACUAGAUUAAUUGAGAGCAAUGAAAUAAUUGAAGAAAAAAUAGAGUUUAACUUCUAGGAAGUCUUUGAGAGAAAUGGAAAUAUUAGAGUAAUUGGAUCACCCUUUUAUAAUAAAGGCAUUGGAGGUAUAUUAGGAUGAGCAAAAUUACAAUAUGAUUAUUGAGUAAGAUAAAUAAAAAAUAUUAGAUUCAUAUCCGGAAUAGAUUUGUAAGAAGACAUUUCAAAUGGUAAAUUUCCAGAAGAAAAGGCAGCAAAGAUAAUGAAUCAGUUAUUAUUGACUAUAGGUUAUAUCCAUCAUUAAGGAGUGGUUCAUAGAGAUAUAAAACCAGAGAACAUAUUGUAUCAAUAUAAUAAUUGUUAUGAAUGGAUUAAACUAAUAGAUUUUGGAAUUUCUACUAAAAUAAAAAAAAAUAAAAAAUUGAGUUCUCAAUUGGGAUCCGUAAGCAUGAAUAUUAAUUAGAUGUACUUCAUGGCUCCAGAAAUAUUUUAGAAAGAUUAUGGUAAGUAAAUUGAUGUUUGGGCAUGUGGUGUGACUCUUUUUUAUAUGAUCCACAAACGUUAUCCUUUUAUGGGAAAAACAGAUCAAGAAAUGAGGAAUGCAAUUACAAAUGGUCAUUUCAUUACAGACUAAGAUAUUAGUCCAGAGUUGAAGAGUCUUUUGAGUAAGAUGUUGCAGGUGAACCCAAAUAAGAGAAUAACAGCUUAAUAAGCAUUGCAAGAGGAUUGGUUUGCUAAAUUUAAUUAGGGGUUUCAAUUAAAUUAAUCAGUAAAUAAAUAACUCUAAUUUAUAGGUUAUACAAAAAUUACUUAAUUAUCAUAGUACUUCUCUCUUUGAAGAACUGAUAUUUUCAUUAAUCACUUAUUAUGGAUAAAAUUCAGAUGACUCUGGGUAAGCCAUUUAAACAUUUUUAUGUUUGGAUCGAGAUUAGGAUGGAUUGAUUUCAAAAUAAGAAUUAAAAUAAACAAUUAAGAAUUACAAUAUAAAUAUUGAAAACUAAUCUAAACUUAUAGAUAUUUUAUUCUCUAGUCUCAAUAAAUCAUAAGAUGAUACAUUAACUUAUAAAGGUUUUAUUUUUAAAUAAUAAAUAGAAUUUUUAGCUGCUUCUGUGGCAAGUGAAAAAAUAUAGACUCGUAAAUGCCAGAAAUUAUGCUUUCAAUUAAUAGAUGCUGAUUAAGAUGGAAAAUUUUCAGAAUCUGAUUUUUGUCGUCUUAUGGGAAGAAAAUAAAUAAAUUUAUGGCAUCUGUUGAAUCCAACAGAUAAGUCUUACAUCACAGAAGAAGAAUUUUAUGGAAUGUUCAAAUAAUGA
Messenger RNA from Paramecium sonneborni, 1698 nucleotides. The record is from the annotation of a GenBank genome assembly. Lineage: Eukaryota; Ciliophora; Oligohymenophorea; Peniculida; Parameciidae.